Dioscorea cayenensis subsp. rotundata (Guinea yam) is the source of this 657-nucleotide messenger RNA. Its product is annotated as histone H3.2. The coding region runs from base 88 to 498 and encodes 136 amino acids. The transcript has a single exon. Lineage: Eukaryota; Viridiplantae; Streptophyta; Magnoliopsida; Dioscoreales; Dioscoreaceae. Gene Ontology annotation, cellular component: nucleosome. The record is from RefSeq and is a predicted model, not a curated record. Gene Ontology annotation, molecular function: DNA binding; protein heterodimerization activity; structural constituent of chromatin.
CACAACUGUCUCUCAAAUUCGCAGCAACUGAUCUGCUUGCAAACCCUAACCCUAUUUCGUCUUUCUCUCUCUCACUCUCAAGUCUCAAUGGCGAGAACCAAGCAGACAGCUCGCAAGUCUACCGGCGGGAAGGCUCCGAGGAAGCAGCUGGCGACGAAGGCAGCAAGGAAGUCGGCCCCGGCCACCGGCGGUGUCAAAAAGCCGCAUCGUUUCCGCCCUGGUACCGUUGCGUUGAGAGAAAUCAGGAAGUACCAGAAGAGCACGGAGUUACUGAUCAGAAAGCUUCCAUUCCAGCGCCUUGUCCGUGAGAUCGCUCAGGACUUCAAGACUGAUCUCCGUUUCCAGAGCUCCGCUGUGGCGGCACUUCAGGAAGCCGCUGAGGCGUACCUCGUCGGUCUCUUUGAGGAUACGAAUCUGUGUGCCAUCCAUGCUAAGAGGGUCACGAUAAUGCCUAAAGAUAUCCAGCUUGCUCGCAGGAUUCGUGGCGAGAGAGCUUAGGAUGCUUUUGUGGUUUGAUUGGGGGAAAAGAAAAAAAAAAAAAAUAUCCUUUUUUUAUUCCUCCUUGUUAUCCAUGUUUACUGAUCUUCUUCUCACUCUAUCUUGUUGGAGUUAUCGUUGGAUGUAACAAAGUUUGGAAUUUUUAGUCUUAAAUCUUUA